CUAGUACUAGUUCAUUAUUUGGAAUUUCUAGCUAACAUGGCGAGUCAAGUUUCUUCUCCUCGUCCUAAUACACCUCUUCCAACCGGUAAUCAUGAUUACCAAGGAUACCGACGACAGGUGACAGCAGCCAACAUGGAGAAUCAUCAUGGAGCUCCACAGAACCUUCAGAGGCCUAAUUACAACACACCUCUUCCAACCGGUGAUCAUGAUUACCAAGGAUACCGACUACAGGUGACAGCAGCCAACAUGGAGAAUCAUCAUGGAGCUCCACAGAACCUUCAGAGGCCUAAUUAUAACAUCAAAUCGUACGAGGCAGCGGAAAUCCAUGGUGGGAUCCUCACAGAAUGGUCGACGGGCCAAAGACCCACUUCAACAACACACCGAAGGUCCACUCCAACAACGAUACUGUCCUCGUGCGAGGCAGCGACACUCUAUGGUGGGACAUGCCUCACAGAAUGGGCGACACGGGGUCCUGUGGCAAAUGGUAAAGAGAUUCGUAGUAAGAAGCCGCCCAGAGGCAAAUGGUAAAGUGGUUCAUAGGACUUAUAUAUCGAGGUCCUGUGGUCAACUAAUACCAUUCAUAUUUGUAAGUGAUUCAUAAGACUUAUCAAGCACCUGUGGUUGAGUUUUACCUUUUGCGGUAUCGUUUGUAUAAAUUAAUAGUAAAAGAGAAAAAAAGGAAAAAAAGGGAGAGGAUAUAUUAAAUUAGCUAGUAGUAGUAUGUAUAAUAAUCAAACUCUUCCAAUAAAGUUGUAUGCAAGGGAAGUAGCUAACCUUUUGCUCUAUAUAUGUACUUUCA
Messenger RNA from Malus domestica (apple), 799 nucleotides. The record is from RefSeq and is a predicted model, not a curated record. Lineage: Eukaryota; Viridiplantae; Streptophyta; Magnoliopsida; Rosales; Rosaceae.